CGAUCCUCCUCCGCACCAACAGCUCCAGCUCCAGUUCAACUCCAACCAACCUCCCCCUUCACCUCUCCACAGCCCAUCUUCCCUUAUUCCCCCGUCUGCACCGCCAGACCACAUGCGUGGCAACCCCCUUACACCCAGCUAAUUUUAUAUACCCCCGGCCACCAUGUCCAAAUCAACCAAGUACCUCCUCGUCUCCUUCCCCACGUCCAUCACCCCCUCCCACCACCGCGACGACGCCCUCGACGCCAUCUCCACCACCGUCUCGUCCGAAAAUGGCUCCGUUGCGCCCUUUCCCAUUCCGGAGUUCAAGAUCGGUACUCUCGAUGCCCUGGUGCAGCAGGCCGACGAGCUGGCUAAGCUUGAGGCCGGCUGCCAGGGGGUGGUGGCCAAGGUUGGCGAUGCGCUGAAGAAUAUUCUGGACGGGGAUGAGGCGCAGAUUGAUAAGAUGAAGACGGUUAAUGAUAAACCGGUGGAUCAGUAUCUCCGCACGUUUUCGUGGAAUAAGGUCAAGUAUAGGGCUGAUAAGCCGCUGGGGGAGUUGAUUGACUUGCUGCAGAAGGAAGCAGCGAGUAUCGAUAACGACAUCCGCUCGAAAUAUACCCAGUAUAAUCAGGUGAAGAAUACGUUGGCGACGUUGCAACGGAAGCAGACGGGCAACCUGUCAACCAAAUCCCUCUCCUCGGUCGUCGACCCUCGUACCCUCGUCCGCGACUCCGAAUACAUCGAGACGCACCUCGUUGCGGUGCCCGCCCAGCAAGUCAAGGAGUUCCUGAAGAUCUACGAGACCGUGGCACCCAUGGUGGUGCCGCGAUCGGCGACGCUGGUUGCCUCGGACGACGAUUUCACACUGUACGCCGUCACGACGUUCAAGAAGCACAGCCUGGAGUUUGUGCACAAGUGCCGUGAGAACAAGUGGAUUCCGCGCGACUUCAAGUACAUCGAGGGCGGCAAGGAGGAGGAGCGGAAGGAGUUCGAGCGGGUGGGCGGUGACGAGCGCAAGCUCUGGGGAGAGACGCUCCGGCUGGGACGGACGGCGUGGAGUGAGGCCGUGAUGGUCUGGAUCCAUGUGUAUGUGCUGCGGGUGUUUGUGGAGACAGUGCUGCGGUAUGGAUUGCCGCUGGACUUUGUGUGCACGUUGAUCCGGACCCCCGGAACGAAGCAGGCAGACAAAGCAAAGCGCAACCUGGACGACAAGUACUCGUACCUGGCGGGCAAUGCGUUCGGGCGCGACAAGAAGGGCCGAGUGAAGCGCGAUGACCCGGGCGAGAUGCACGGCGAGGGCGGGCCGGAGUAUACGGCAUACGUGUAUUAUGAAUUCGAGUUCAACUGAGCCGACCUUGACUAGUUUGCAUCAUUCUUCUGCGUUGAUCUAUUAUCUUCCUGUUUAUAUGUCUAGCGUACGUACAUAGAAGUACUCCAAUCACCCCCCGAUCUAUAUUCU
Molecule: messenger RNA, 1441 nt
Organism: Aspergillus welwitschiae
Lineage: Eukaryota; Fungi; Ascomycota; Eurotiomycetes; Eurotiales; Aspergillaceae
Product: H(+)-transporting V1 sector ATPase subunit C
Exons: 5
Coding region: 164-1330 (388 amino acids)
Biological process (GO): proton transmembrane transport
Cellular component (GO): vacuolar proton-transporting V-type ATPase, V1 domain
Molecular function (GO): proton-transporting ATPase activity, rotational mechanism
Source: RefSeq, a predicted model, not a curated record